This is a messenger RNA of Cricetulus griseus (Chinese hamster), 1327 nucleotides long. The record is from RefSeq and is a predicted model, not a curated record. NCBI's taxonomy places the organism in Eukaryota, Metazoa, Chordata, Mammalia, Rodentia, Cricetidae.
AUGUCUGGGGAGGCACCGAUGUGUGAAGUGGACCUAGGUGGCGGCAAGGUGAAGGAGACCAACACGGUUGGCAGAUGCCGUGUGUCCUUUUAUGAGCGAUACAUACAGCCGUGUAUGGCAGAACUUUUGGGCUCUGCCCUCUUCAUCUUCAUCGGUUGCCUAUCAGUAAUUGAGAACAAUCCAAAUGCCGGGCUUCUACAGCCAGCCCUGGCUCAUGGGCUGGCCCUGGGGCUCAUCAUCGCUAUCUUGGGAAACAUCAGUGGUGGACACUUCAACCCUGCUGUGUCUCUGGCAGUUACACUCAUUGGAGGCCUCAACAUCAUGCUGCUUAUUCCCUAUUGGAUCUCCCAGCUGUUUGGGGGACUGAUUGGGGCUGCCUUGGCUAAGGCGGUGAGUCCAGAGGAGAGGUUCUGGAAUGCAUCUGGGGCAGCCUUUGCAACAGUCCAGGAGGAGGGGCAGGUGGCAGUAGCCCUGGGGACAGAGAUCAUUCUGACAAUGUUGUUGGCGUUGGCUGUGUGCAUGGGCGCUGUCAAUGGGAAGACAAAGGGCCCUCUGGCGCCAUUCUCCAUUGGCUUCUCUGUCAUUGUGGAUAUAUUGGCAGGAGGUGCAAUCUCUGGAGCCUGUAUGAACCCUGCUCGUGCCUUUGGACCUGCUGUGAUGGCUGGCUAUUGGGACUUCCAUUGGAUCUACUGGUUGGGCCCUCUCUUGGCUGGCCUCUUUGUAGGACUGCUCAUUAGGCUCUUCAUUGGAGAUGAGAAAACCCGUCUAAUCCUGAAGGCAAGAUGAAGAAGCACUGCUGGGAGUCCUCAAUGCCUGUCCUGAGCUGAGGAUAGUACAAUUGGAUCACUUCCUGCAGGGCUGAGCACAGAAGAGCCACUGUGGCAGCAGCUGACCUUGGCCCGGCUUUUCUGGCAGACUGGAUGCUGCUAUGUCCCGAGCAAGUUCCUAGAACCUGGAAUUCCUUUGGUUCACAGACUGCUCCUGGGGAAUGUGUGGCCAACAAUGUCUAAAGACAGAUGGAGACCACAGAAAAAGAGGUCUUCUUGAGAGGGCAGGUCACAAGAGAGAUGAGCAGGUGGGAAAUGUGGCUGCUAAAGCUCAUUUCCCUAGCCUUCUUCCUUCCUUCUUCCCUUCCUUCCUUCCUUCCUUCCUUCCUCUCUCUUUCUUUUUCUUUCUUUCUUUCUAUGUUAGGUUUGGAACCCAAGGUCUCAUGCAUACUAGGGGAGCACUUUGCUACUCAGCUUCCUGCUCUCCCCACCCUCUUUCCUCUUGAUUCCACUGUUACAGAAGGGAUUUCGGGAGCCCAAUGACCUCUUUGCUUCCCCAG